AUGACGAAAAUAACAGAUGCAGCAACGAGACAGGCAGUUCAAAGUGCCUAUGACGCCGUUAGAGCAACUGUUGUGGAAAGUCAAGAAAAAGAGUUACAACAGACCAAAACAGACCUAGUAAAUGCUUUCUUAAGAACGAAAAGUCAGGUAGGACAUUACGCUGCAGAUGGAACAUAUGUGCCAGCUGGUGGAACUUAUAUACCAGCUGGCGGAACUUAUAUACUAGCUAGUGGAACUUAUAUACCACCAAACCCUCCAAGAGAAGCACCUGCACCAGGACUACCUAAAACAUUUACAUCGUCACAUGGACACAGACAUAGGCAUGCACCAAAACCAACACAACAACCAACACAACAACCAACACAACAACCAACACAACAACCAACACAACAACCAACACAACAACCAACACAACAACCAGCACAACAACCACCUCCACAACAACAACAACCAGCACAACAACAACCACAAACAGAGCAAGGACAUAAAAGAAGUAGAGAACAAGGAAACCAAGAAUUCUUAAAAAUGCUGAAGGAAGAGUAUAGUUACCCAGAUACUAUUGACUUUAGUGACAGAUAUAAAGAAGCUAUUAGAAAGUUCAAGGAUGGAAAUACUGACCCGAACCUAUUUAGCUUUAUGGCUCAGCACCAAAUGGGAUAUAAUCUCAAACCUGGAAAAUACAAGCUCGCUAAGGGAUAUGAUUUAAUAGCAUAUCAUCCAAAUGACAUGAACGAAUUUACUCCGAGAUAUUUGGUGUCAGAGCUAAAUGACAAUACAACUCUCUUCAUGAAACGCGUAAAAAAUAGAGACGGAACGAAAGAAGAAAGGUUUAUGAGUCCGGAUGACUUAGAUAGGGAACUUGUUGAAAACGGUCUCGGAAUAUAUGAAAUGCCAGCAGAUGAGGUACAAGAAACUCAACAGGAAGAAGUUCAGAUACAACCAGACAUGGAAGAAAUA
Trichomonas vaginalis G3 is the source of this 957-nucleotide messenger RNA. Its product is annotated as protein of unknown function, DUF4106 family. The transcript has a single exon. The record is from RefSeq and is a predicted model, not a curated record. Lineage: Eukaryota; Parabasalia; Trichomonadida; Trichomonadidae. The annotation marks the transcript as partial.